AUGCAAGGUGGUAUUAGAAGAAAGAGAGAUUUAUUACCAAGACACCAAAAUGGUUCUAAUGGUUCCAACAAGUCAGGUGGCAGAUUGACCACUCCAAUGAAAAAAAUAUUGUCUUAUUUCACAGCUUUGUUUGUUCUCUUCAUCUUAAUUAGAGUCGCAUUUUCUGAAGAAAACUCAGUUGAUUUGAGAUAUGAAUUAGAUAAUACUGUUAAAACAGUCAUGAAUAUUUAUUAUAAAAAUUACAAUAAAGCAAUUGAACCAGUUUCUGAUGAUGAAAUUACAAGUUCUAAAGAAGGUAAUGCUCCUGCUGCUACUACCGCUCAACCAUUUGGUCAGCAACCAAAUGCAAAGAAAAAUAUUGUAAAUAAGGAUGUUGUAGAUGGUGAUUCUAUCAAGCAAAGAGCAGCUGCUCAACAACAGCAACAGCAACAAGCUCAGGCUCAAGCUGGUCAACAGCAACAGCAACAAGCUCAAGCUCCAGCCGGUCAACAACAAGCUCAAGCUCCAGUUGGUCAACAACAAGCUCAAGCUCCAGUUGGUCAACAACAAGCUCAAGCUCCAGUUGGUCAACAACAAGCUCAAGCUCCAGUUGGUCAACAACAAGCUCAAGCUCCAGUUGGUCAACAACAAGCUCAAGCUCCAGUUGGUCAACAGCAAGCUCAAGCUCCAGCUGGUCAACAACAAGCACAACAACAAGCACAACAACAAGCGCAACAACAAGCACAACAACAACAAGCUCCAAUCGGUCAACAAGCUGCUGCUGGUCAACAAGCUGGUGGUGUUCCAAACGAUUUCUUGAAUAAUUAA
Messenger RNA from Vanderwaltozyma polyspora DSM 70294, 807 nucleotides. RefSeq lists its product as uncharacterized. The record is from RefSeq and is a predicted model, not a curated record. Bases 1 to 807 code for a protein of 268 amino acids. The transcript has a single exon. NCBI's taxonomy places the organism in Eukaryota, Fungi, Ascomycota, Saccharomycetes, Saccharomycetales, Saccharomycetaceae.